CGCCGGAGGCCGCGCUGGGGCGGCUGGAGCGGCAGAGCCGAUGGCGCGGUGAAGGGCCGGGCCGCAGUCCUUGUCGUCCCCCUGCGGCGACGCCGUCCGCUCGGCCCCGAGAUGGAGUCCCCAGCCUACCCUCUAAAUUUGACUCUGAAAGAAGAACAAGCAAAGGAGACUCAGAUCCGAGAAUUGGAGGAUGGCUCCCUCAUAGAUAUGCAGAAAGUACAAAUUUAUUCCAAAGGCGCAUGGGUACCAGCCCUAUUUGAGGAGGUGGCCAUAUAUUUUUCGGAUGAGGAGUGGGAAGUUUUGACGGAGCAACAAAAAGCCCUCUACCGGGAAGUCAUGAGAAUGAAUUAUGAGACUGUCCUGUCCCUGGAAUUCCCAUUCCCUAAGCCAGACCUGAUCAGUCGGUUGGAAAGGGAAGAGGAGUAUCCUAAUUUUGAUGAGUGGCGGCUCCAGGGAGUAACCUUUGCAGAAAAUGAAGAAUCCGACUUUACGACUCCACAUUGGGCAAGCCCAGUGAAUGCCACCACCUAUUUCCCUCAACCUCAGCACUUCAGCAGCUUUUGGCAUCUGACUCGAGACAUCACUGAACUGCCUGACUGGAGUGAGGGGUACCCCUUCUACAUGGCCCUGGGCUUCCCAGGGUAUGACCUCUCAGCUGAUGAUUUAGCUAGCCGGUUUCAGUUCAGCCGGGGCAUGCGCCGCAGUUACGAUGCAGGGUUCAAGUUGAUGGUGGUAGAGUAUGCUGAGAGUACUAACAACUGUCAGGCUGCCAAGCAGUUUGGAGUGUUAGAAAAAAACGUUCGAGACUGGCGAAAAGUGAAGCCACAGCUCCAAAAUGCCCAUGCCAUGCGGCGGGCAUUCCGAGGCCCCAAGAAUGGGAGGUUUGCUCUGGUGGACCAGCGUGUGGCCGAGUAUGUCAGAUACAUGCAGGCCAAAGGGGAUCCCAUCACCAGGGAGGCAAUGCAGUUGAAAGCUCUUGAAAUUGCCCAGGAAAUGAACAUUCCAGAGAAAGGGUUCAAGGCAAGUCUGGGCUGGUGUAGAAGAAUGAUGAGAAGGUAUGACCUAUCUCUGAGGCAUAAAGUGCCGGUUCCCCAGCACCUGGCCGAGGACCUGACUGAGAAGCUCUUCACUUACCAGCAGAGUGUGCUGACUCUGCGCCGGACACAUGACUACGAAGUGGCCCAGAUGGGCAAUGCGGAUGAGACACCCAUCUGCUUAGAAGUGCCCUCUAGAGUGACUGUUGACAACCAGGGUGAAAAGCCUGUCUUGGUUAAGACACCAGGUAGGGAGAAAUUGAAGAUCACAGCCAUGCUGGGUGUCUUGGCUGAUGGGAGGAAGUUACCCCCAUACAUCAUUUUGAGGGGGACAUACAUCCCCCCUGGGAAGUUCCCCAGUGGCAUGGAAAUCCGCUGCCACCGAUAUGGGUGGAUGACUGAGGACUUGAUGCAAGACUGGUUAGAAGUUGUGUGGAGACGGAGAACUGGAGCUGUGCCCAGACAACGAGGAAUGCUGAUCCUGAAUGGCUUCCGGUGUCAUGCCACUGACUCCGUGAAGAGCUCCAUGGAAAGCAUGAAUACAGACAUGGUGAUCAUCCCAGGGGGCCUGACCUCCCAGCUGCAGGUGCUGGACAUGGUGGUCUACAAGCCUCUGAAUGACAGUGUUCGGGCCCAGUAUUCCAACUGGCUUCUGGCGGGGAACUUGGCACUGAGCCCCACUGGAAAUGCUAAGAAGCCACCCCUGGGCCUCUUCCUGGAGUGGGUCAUGGUUGCAUGGAACAGCAUCUCAAGUGAAUCAAUUGUCCAGGGGUUCAGAAAGUGCCACAUCUCCAGCAACUUAGAGGAGGAAGAUGACGUCCUGUGGGAAAUUGAUAGCGACUUGACCAGAGAAGCACCGAAAGACUGUGACGCUGAAACUGUGGCUGAGGGUAACUGAAGGAAGAGUUCAGGGAUCCAAUCAAAAACUGUCAGAAGAGGAGAGGGCAGAAAACCAUGCUAAGCCACAGCUCUGCACACAGGUACUCGCAUCCCACAUCAGCGUGAGCUUCUGCUCCUCCAGAUGCCGCCCUCGCUGUACAGCUGCUGAGGAGUGAUGGAAAAAGACGGAUUCACAGCAAACAAGAUCCACAAGACAGCCAUUAAACCACCUCCUGUCAUGGAAUAGAAUACUGUUUUUGUUAAAAGUUAGAAGACAGCCAGAAAUCCAAGCUAACUAUGAUUGAAACGUGGGAGGAAAAAACUUGUAAGAAGAUGGCUGCAGAGAGAUGAAAAAGGGCAGUGAGGCUCUGAGCAUCCCAGGUCUGGACGCAGCCAGAGUACCCCAUCUCAAGACGGCCCCACCCAUCCACCCCAUAUGGUGUCAGCCAAGCCUAAGACCCUUAAGUUUAGCAACAAGCUUAGAAAAACAUUCCACCCCAUUUCUCCUUUGGGAGCUGUCUUCUCUGUGCAUUAUAGAAGCCUAUAAACAUGAAUGGACAAAGAGAUUUCCUGGAGAAGAGAACAUUGUUCAGCACCAAGAUGCGCCUGUCACCACAGCUCUUGUGUCUUUUCUGCGGAGGGAAACCUCAAGAGUAUACCUUUGCAGAUGCUUCAGUCGAACCUGUUUCCACACAGGUCAAAACUACAGAAAAGCUUUUGGAGAAACCCGUCACUCGUGUACUACUGUUACUUACACAUCUCACUGAGCGAAUGAGAUUAAUAACAGCAAAAUCGAGACACUGGCAUGGUGCUGGAAGAUGGCUUUUCUGUAGGUAAACUAGGUUAGUAUGGAAGAUAAGAGUUUUAAGAUAAAUGAUGCUGUUACACUUUACCUUCUUAAUCUGGUUGGCAGCUAGAUCUUUUUAGGGUCUUAUUUAAUGGCCCUACUUUCCCUGUUACCCUCUUUAAUGAGGCAACCCUUUGGUACACAAGCCAAGUCUCUAAAUCAUCUGCUGUCUGCACAGAACAGGGCCCACUGACUCAUACUUACUUGGUUAAUUUCUUUAAUAAUUUUAUCAGAAGGGCAGUGGGAGGGGUUGGGCCUUGAGCCACAGCUACUUUUAGACUUCAACUCUACAAGAAUAGGUGUGAGUCAUUGACUAUUGUUUCCACAAUAGUAAUUUGCAUUCCUGCCUAAGUCAACUGUUAAGAAAAACAUUCCUUCAAAGCUGUCUGUGCUACAAAAAUUAUACCAGAACCUCAUAGGCAAAGCCAUUGCUAGAUCUGUCAUUCCAAAUACUCAAUCUGGCCAACAGGUUGCUGUGACCACUUCUUCCUCCACUCAGCUCAUGUGGACGCUGUACACUUCUGGGCAUCUUUACCAGUUUCUACUCAGGUACUCAUUCUCCUGUUUGCCGUCCACUUUUCUGAUCUGUUUUAACCAGUCAUUACACCUGCCCCGCUUGUCAGAGUACCAAACACAUGACACUGACUUCUAAGAUCUGAAUAGACAUUUUGUUUCCCAUUAGCUUUGUCUGUACUGUCUUGCCAUCCCCAAAUGGCAUGUUACACUCCAUACCAUCAGUUGGUGGUGGUGGUUUUUUGUUUUUUGUUUUUUUUCUUCCUUCCACUGUCCUCUUUCCCAACUUUAUUGUUUCUCUUGCUUUCGAGCUUAAAAGAUGCCAUGUUGGGGUUUCCACACAGAAGCCAGGUAUCUUGACGAAGAGUAGAAAAUAGACUUAACUUCUGUUUCAUUCCAUAACACCACUCAUCAGCUGAGAUGCCUUACAGGUUACAUAGCACUGGAACUUUCCUAGAGUGGUGGUUCUGCUGUCAGGGUCUUCUGGGUGCUUUCUUCCACUGAGUUAAGAUGAUCUAUGCCUAACAGAGCCCAGUACAGCUGUUUAGCAGAAUAACGGUUACCAAGAAUUACCAUAGCACAUUGAGACUGUACUCCCUACUAGAUAGAAACUGAUCCUAGUAAUAAACUUUGAUAACAAAGACAA
This is a messenger RNA of Peromyscus eremicus (cactus mouse), 3919 nucleotides long. It is a transcript of the gene Pogk, whose product is annotated as pogo transposable element derived with KRAB domain. Lineage: Eukaryota; Metazoa; Chordata; Mammalia; Rodentia; Cricetidae. The record is from RefSeq and is a predicted model, not a curated record. Gene Ontology annotation, molecular function: DNA binding. The transcript has 6 exons. Gene Ontology annotation, biological process: regulation of DNA-templated transcription. The coding region runs from base 112 to 1932 and encodes 606 amino acids. Gene Ontology annotation, cellular component: nucleus.